UGAUUAAUGGUUUAAUUUUGAGUUGAAAAGUGACUUUAUGGUUGGAGAUGAACUGGAUCUUUAAACCGGGUCCAGGACCGGACUCCUGUCGGACUUGUUACAGAGUAAAAGCAGAGAAGUUGUUGGUUCCCAGCAGGAGCAGCAGGAGGACAGAACCGAACCUCCUCUCUUGGUUCUGGAGCCGGAGCAGAUAAUCCCGCGGUGGGUGGAGAUCCCCACGUGGUUCGGCUGUAUAAAAACUUUGGGUUCGCGGAGCCCCUGUUGUGGUGAUUCCGAACACGGACAGGGGGUCUCAGUGAGCAGCUCGCAGUGCGCACGAGAAGAGCCGACCAUCCACCGCUGCGCGCGCCGGGCACGGGACGCACCGAGGCGCGUGUGCUUUUUGGACCUUCCUGUUCGGAUGGAAACGCGCUUUUUGGUUGGAUUUUACGAGCGGAGCGCGCGCUGAGGUUCUGUUGGGUCAGCGGAGCGGAGCCGGGACAUUCAAGCAGAACUGAGUGGAGUUUCUGGUCGAGUCUCUGUUGGACCGGACCGGACCGGACCGGUGGAUGCGCACAGCGCGCGUGCUGAAACCCCUUUCCUUCUCGUUUGCUGUGAAGCUUUGAAGACAUGAGCUCGCACACUUUGACGUGUUUGGUCGCGUGCGUCCUGUCCGCGCUCUGCAGCGCGGGGAGCUCGGCGGAGGCGCACAGCGCGCCCCCGGAGUCGUGCGCCUCGUGCGGCCUGAGGGCGCCGGACCAGGCGGAGCGCGUGAACAUUGACUUCGUGGAGGCGGUGAAGAGGCACAUCCUGAACCGGCUGCAGAUGAAGGACAGGCCCAACAUCACGCACCCCAUCCCCAAGGCUGCCAUGGUGACGGCGCUGCGGAGGCUGCACGCGGGCAAAGUGAGGGAGGACGGGCGCGUGGAGAUCCCCAACUUUGACGGACAGGCCGCCUUCAGCAACGAGGUCCAGGCGGAGACCUCCGAGAUCAUCAGCUUCGCGGAGUCAGACGAACACACAAACCCUAAAUCCGGUCUGUACUUCCUCAUCUCCAACGAGGGCCAUCAGAACCUGUUUGUGUCCCAGGCCAACCUCUGGCUCUACUUCCGUCUGCAACCUGCCGGUCCAGAGAAGGGUCUCAGGAGGAAGAUCACGGUCAAGAUCCACUACCGCGAGGCCAGCGCCGUGAGUGGCGCCGAGGGCGGUCCGGGCGGCGGCAGCGGGACUGGACACUGGGUGCUGGUGGAGAAGCGGGUGGAUCUGAAGCGCAGCGGCUGGCACACCUUCCCGCUCUCGGAGGCGGUGCGUGCCGUGUUCGGGAAGGGCAGCCGGCGGCAGGACCUGGAGGUCCACUGCGAGGGCUGCGAGACGGCCGGCGUGGCUCCGGUCCUGGUGGACCCGGGCGACCCGUCCCACCGGCCCUUCCUGGUGGUGCGUGCGCGGCAGGUGGACGGGAAGCACCGUAUCCGUAAGCGGGGUCUGGAGUGCGACGGCACCAGCGGGGGCUUGUGUUGCCGGCAGCAGUUCUACAUAGACUUCCGCCUGAUCAGCUGGAACGACUGGAUCAUCGCGCCGGCCGGGUACUAUGGCAACUACUGCGAGGGCAGCUGCCCCGCCUACAUGGCGGGCGUCCCGGGCUCGGCGUCAUCCUUCCACACUGCGGUGGUCAAUCAGUACCGCAUGAGGGGGAUGAGCCCGGGCUCCGUCAACUCCUGCUGCAUCCCAACCAAGCUCAGCACCAUGUCCAUGCUCUACUUCGACGACGAGUACAACAUCGUCAAGAGGGACGUGCCCAACAUGAUCGUGGAGGAGUGCGGCUGCGCCUGAGCCCCCCGGACACAAACACACCAGACUCUUUUCAAAAGGUACGCGUCAUCAGCAUAUAUCUGCACGUGUACCUCACACCGCACUGGUCCAGAACCGUGAACACGUGUACUUGUGUGCCGGUGCGAGUGUGUGUAUUUAUCGGACCGAGCGAUCAGCCGGUCAGUGACGGGAUGAGAAGGGAACGACCAUCACCAAAUGAUACUUUCACUCUAGUUUGCCAUUUCUAGUCAAAAAUAAUGGCCCGUUAUCUCCUGAGAAAUGAAGAUUUUUUAUUAAAAAGCGCUUAAGGACAGAGACGAUAUGAGCCAAUAACAGGAUUGGCAUCGGAAACACCUUCCUCUAACCCUCUGAAGUACUUAAAGCACAUAAGAGACGUUUGUUUUUCUAAAGCACUGACAAGUCAUCAGCUUCUACGAGUCAGAACACCAGCACUUUCCCUCUAUGCAGACUGAAGCAUUCCGACUGUCCUGGACUCAGACUGGUCUCACAGGACUAUCGACCUGAAAGGAAGUACUGGACUCCAAACAGGAAGCCGGAGCUGGUGCAGCGCCCCCCAUCGAGACUCGAACAAAGAUGGCCGAAGCCUCUCGGCCUUCUCUUGUUCAGAACUGAAGUCAGAUAUGUUGGGGGGGCGGGGGUGGGGGGGCAGAAUGUUGUGUUUUUGGAACCAGAGUCUGCACCACUGUAGUCCCGCCUCCUAACUUAUUAACAGGCUGUCAGUCACAGUGUAACAUGACACAAAUAACUAAUUAAAACUAAAACGAUUUUUAAAAAUGCACAUUUGAACAAGCGGCAGCAAUCAAAAAUCAGCUGAAAAAUAUUAUUUUAAAAGACCACGUCGUAUUGGUUGACGUGGAGGGGCGGGGCUUAAUAAUUGUAUAGGAACCAGCCACUCAUUCUUUGUGGCUUCAGCUUCCAGUUUUAUGUCCUGUUUCUAGUUAUAAUCAGGGUUGUUACAUUUAUUUAGUAAAUAACCAAUUCAUCAGUUAGACAAGAAAUCAUAAUUAAAAUUACAGUAACCUCUUAAAAUAUCCAUGGUUGCAUUUUGUUUUACAUUUUAUCUGAAACAAUUAGGCUAAUUGUUGAGUAUUAUUUAUUUAACCAUUUUUUUCAUCUUGUUCCCAACAUUGUUGUCUUGUUUAUAACCUGGAGCUGAGUAAUCCUAAAUGUAACUAAUUAUAUUUUAAAGUAACGUUUGUGAAACUUGUUAUAUUAAAUUUUGAUGGUCCCAGUUCAACAUUUAUGUCAGCUUAUAAAAAUGAGUUUUUCAGCGGAGCCAGAGGAUAAUUUUAUUUAUUUAUACAAACUAACCUGUUUAACUUAGCUCUUCUCAUGCUGCUGUUUGUUCAAAUAUUAAUCAUGUUUAUCUGUCAUUAGUUUAUUUCAUGCUUUAGAGGAAAAUCAUGUGACACCAUGACUGCAUGGUGGGGAGUAGGCGGAGCUUAAAGCCCCACUACCUUAUGUGCAUGCUUUGAAGCUAAAAACACAACAUGCAGACCCCCGUAAACCUGCUUCUUUUCCCAACAAAGAGUGAAGUUGGGGGACGUUGGGUCUGGUUUUAUAAUCCAAGUUGACGGAUUAAAUCCUCCUCAGCAGCACGGUGGCAAAACAAAGUGGUCCUUCGAGCUGCUGCUGUCAACGCCGGGCCGUCCAGACUGGAGUUUGGGGCCCGGGCGGGUCUCCACGGUGCAGUGCAGCACUUGCAGAAACUGAAAUGCACACCCUGAAUAGCACUUGUAUAAAUAAAAGAAAUGCCUUCCGAGGGCUCCUGAGUGUCCUGUCAGAUUGUUAAAAAGUGCCACAUGAGCUAUGCAAUGUAUAGAAAACUGUACCCGAACAUGACGCGCUCCAUUUGACUGAAUCCUCUCCAUCCUUUUUCAUCUCUUCAGUCCUCAACUGUUUAAAAAAGAAAAUACUUGAAAUGUGAUCUCUCGCUUCCUUUCCAAAGCGAUGGGUCGUUGUGAUGUUUGCACUGAAAAGCUGUGGGAUUAGCGGAACAAAAACUGCCAUUGAAAAGUUAUUUUUAUAUAGAUGAAUCAAAUUAUGUUUCAGAUGUAUUUUGCAUAAUCAAUGGAACCAAAGAGGCCAGGAUUUUAGCUGUACACAUGAGAUGGCGAGGCCAUUAAAGUUAUCAUGUAAAAAAUAUACAAAUAAAUCUGUAUGUGAUGGUUUGUAAAAGGCUGAGCGAUCUAUCAGGGUACAAUAAACUGCAUGACUUUUCAUUUCUCACCUGUUUUCAUUCCGUUUUGUACAACAAGCAACACUUCUUUUUUCACCUUAAGCUUAUUUUUGUUCUUUUUUUGUUUUAUUUAAGGAGAAAGUUAUUUUUAGUUAUUAUAAAUCAUAUAGUCAAAUAAAAUCUGUACAGUUUAUGUAAAAUAAAAUGUUUUCUUUAA
Molecule: messenger RNA, 4205 nt
Organism: Austrofundulus limnaeus
Lineage: Eukaryota; Metazoa; Chordata; Actinopteri; Cyprinodontiformes; Rivulidae
Gene: inhbb
Product: inhibin subunit beta B
Exons: 2
Coding region: 610-1809 (399 amino acids)
Cellular component (GO): extracellular region
Molecular function (GO): growth factor activity; cytokine activity
Source: RefSeq, a predicted model, not a curated record